AUGAAGUUCUUCGCUGCCGCCACCAUCCUCCUGGCCUCUGCCGCCGCUGCUCCUAUCGAGAGCACCAUUGAGAAGCGCGACGAGUACCCCGGCCCGUACGGCAACGGCUUCAACGGCAUCAACCAGGGUGGCAACUACGGCUUCAACGGCUUCCACAAGGGUGGCAACUACCACGGCUUCCACCCUUACAACCCCCUGGCCGGAGUCUGCCCCACAGUUGGCCCGCACAACAACCCUCAGUGCUGCCCCGUUGGCGCUUGGGGCAACGGCCACAACGGCUGGGGCAAUGGUAACGGUUGGGCCGGCAACCAAGGCUGCGUUGGCCGCCCUGCUACUGGCUACUGUCCUGGAAGUACUGUUCCUCGCUGCUGCUACGUCCCCUACCCCGGUCAGGUCCACUCCUGCUCCCACUCUUUCCACUAA
Molecule: messenger RNA, 423 nt
Organism: Hirsutella rhossiliensis
Lineage: Eukaryota; Fungi; Ascomycota; Sordariomycetes; Hypocreales; Ophiocordycipitaceae
Exons: 3
Coding region: 1-423 (140 amino acids)
Source: RefSeq, a predicted model, not a curated record